CUUGUACUUCAAUACCCCCUCCACUGCCAUGUCUACUGUUCUUGCUGCUUUGGACCCGACCGCACCGCAGUCACGCCUUACGGCCAAAGCCGAUCAAGAAGCGGCUCGCGAACGAUUCGAAGGUGCAUUCGGUAUCGUCAGAGACGAGUUAUUUGCGCACUUUGCAGCCCACAGGCUGCCGGCUGAUGCGGUUGAGUGGUACAGCCGUGUAUUGGAUUACAAUGUCCUUGGAGGAAAACUCAAUCGUGGUGUUACGGUAAUCGAUACGGUCCAAGUACUGAAGGGUAUCCCUUUAACGGACGACGAAUAUUUCAAGGCUUCUGUUCUUGGCUGGGCUGUCGAAUUCCUCCAGUCAUUCUUCCUUGUUGCAGACGAUGUAAUGGACUCUUCCAUCACACGUCGAGGUCGUCCAUGCUGGUAUCGACAACCUGGCGUAGGCACGACUGCUAUCAACGACGCGCUUCUUCUCGAAGGCGCCAUCUACAGAUUGCUUCGCACACACUUCAAGGGUACACCCUACUAUGCCGAACUGCUUGACCUCUUCCAUGACGUAACUUAUCAAACGGAAAUGGGACAGCUCGUUGAUCUAAUCACUGCUCCAGAAGAUAGAAUUGACCUCAGCAAAUUCUCGCUCGAGCGACACAGCCUGAUAGUGAUCUACAAGACAGCAUUCUAUUCGUUCUAUCUGCCCGUCGCUCUCGCCAUGCUUAUGUGCCGCAUUCCCUCCGACCCAUCUGAACCAUCAGACCCGUAUAAGCUGUCUCUCGAAAUUCUCCUUCCGUUGGGGGAAUACUUCCAAAUCCAAGACGAUUAUCUCGAUUUCGCUGGCACACCAGAGCAAAUAGGCAAGGUCGGCACGGACAUCAUCGACAACAAGUGCUCGUGGUGUAUCAACACUGCUCUCUCUGUGGCAACCCCCUCCCAGCGUGCUGUCCUAGACGCGAAUUAUGGGCGAAAGGACUCGGCGUGCGAGGCACGCGUUAAGGCGAUUUUUGAGGAGGUUGGGAUACGGGAGCGGUACGAUAAUUAUGAGAAGGAUGCCUAUGAGAGGAUCAGCGCUCUAAUCGACGACAUGCCUGAAGUUCAAAGUGCGGGUGGGAAUGCAGUGCUCAGAAGGGACGUGUUCAGGAUGUUUUUGGAGAAGAUCCACAGGCGACAGAAGUGAUGAAUUGGUGUCUUCGCAACCCAGUCGUACGCAGGCGAAGGUCAAAAUGUAACCGGAUCAUAAUCGAUUUCAUUAUAAUCCUC
Messenger RNA from Heterobasidion irregulare TC 32-1, 1248 nucleotides. RefSeq lists its product as uncharacterized. The transcript is spliced from 5 exons. Gene Ontology annotation, biological process: trans, trans-farnesyl diphosphate biosynthetic process. Gene Ontology annotation, molecular function: dimethylallyltranstransferase activity; (2E,6E)-farnesyl diphosphate synthase activity. Bases 29 to 1165 code for a protein of 378 amino acids. The record is from RefSeq and is a predicted model, not a curated record. Gene Ontology annotation, cellular component: cytoplasm. Lineage: Eukaryota; Fungi; Basidiomycota; Agaricomycetes; Russulales; Bondarzewiaceae.